AUGGCUGAUUCAAUAAAUGUUUCAUUGUCACAUUUGACGGACUUGCAAAACGCUAUAAAGACUCAAUUCUUGGACAGAUAUUUAGAUAAUUUGGAUGCCAUACACACAAUCCAAUCCAGCACAAAGUUCAAGGACUCGACGGCGCUGAAGGAACUGGGCAAGCUUUCACAGUUGAUCAGAUCGCAUGCCACCAAGAUUGGGAUUGUGUUGAACCCUGAGACUUUCAACCCCCAGAAUUACGCGGCAGUGUACAAAGAACUGAAAAGCUUGAUUGACGUCGUCUUCCUACUGUUCAGCGUCACACCGCUUUUCUACACAGCCCAAAAUAAAAAGAUGUACGCGCAAUUCCUGCUUGAGAGACUAGACAGUGCACUUUUGAAUCUGCUGAACGGACUGAACUUCCUCUCUGAGGAAUUGAAGGGAAAACUGGAAGACGGCAGUUUCGAUGAGAACAGAUUACGCUCAGUCGGAAUUUUGUGGUCUACGUGCGAUGCGCUCGAUGAUAUCAGCACAAAGGGGAACUUCGGACUGCUCUCUGACAAGGUCAAAGUUAGCAGUGAUAUGAUCAACGAUGUUGUCACCGAGAUUGACGAGUUUUUGGAAGACCCGGAGAGUGUUCUCGAAGGAAUGGCAGACCUCGGGUUGUCGGACUUGGAAACUGAGGACGCUGGCGACAGUACAGAAACAAUCAAGGCUAUUCGGCCCUUUAUGGAGGUCUGGAAGAACAAAUUGAAACUGAUCAAACUGCUCUUGUCCUCGUUCAACUCAACGAUAACCUCCACAACGUAUAACGAGAAGGACUACUCCGGGAGCAUGCUAGAUGAAUUGAACUCGUUGCACCAAUCCAUUGCUGAACAAGUGGAUGACUUCAUUUCUGAUAUAUACAUGGCAGACGAGUCCUUCACUGCGGAGGACUCCAAAGAGGAGAUCAGUAAGCUGGACGCGACCAUCAGGAAAAUGAUUAAAGUUAUCAAAAACUUGAACAAGAGUGACCAAAAAAAGAUCAAGUGGAUAAACACCUGGGAAUGCAAAUAUUUCCCAUCAGAAAGUAAUACACUUGCGAAAUAA
Molecule: messenger RNA, 1068 nt
Organism: Huiozyma naganishii CBS 8797
Lineage: Eukaryota; Fungi; Ascomycota; Saccharomycetes; Saccharomycetales; Saccharomycetaceae
Exons: 1
Coding region: 1-1068 (355 amino acids)
Biological process (GO): regulation of cell cycle
Cellular component (GO): nucleus
Source: RefSeq, a predicted model, not a curated record